AUGACAAGAAUAUUUCUUCUCGUUAUUUUGUUUGCAUCUCUGUCCAUCUUUGCACAGGAAGGUAAGAAAAGUUUGCCGCUUAAGAUAUAAUCCAUUCCUUUUUCACCCCGGUUGUGUGAAAGCUAAUAAACUUAAUAAGCUCGAUAGUCGAUAUAGUUUAAUUACGGUAGUUUAAUUACUGUAAUAGUUAGCCGUGAAUUUUCCAUUUUCAAAUAUUCCUCAACAGUGCGUAAAAUAGUCGAACAUUUGAUCGUACAUCAGGCCCUGCAGUUUAGAUGGCGAACUUUAAAUUUUCGUGCGCCGAACCUAAUACAACAAUUAAGUACGACAAAUGAGCGGCUGUCUAAAUCCAUUACGUUCGAUCGAAAUCAUGUCGUAUUUUCCGACACAGGUUCGACGUGCUUGGCUGCUCCCCGUGAUUUUUAUGCGCCGAACCUCGUCGUCAUUUAAUUAAAUUUAUGCUGGACUUUAAAUUCGAUGGCUUUGCUUUUCCUUUAAUGGUUUAUAUUUCUGCGGCUAGGUUCUAGAAUACCCGUCCAUUUCUGAUGCUAGAGAGUUUGGCAAAUAGUGGCAACAAGAACUUGCUCAUCAGCAAUAUCAUCUUUACUCUAAGACAAAGGCGACUAUAAGUAUAAUCCUUAAUUAAGAAUUCUAGUAGAUCGCAGUUGUUCAAACUGCUACCGUGCUACGUUAUUUAAAUAAUUUUCACUGCUUAUGACCACGCCAACAGAGUAAGCGCCAUGCAAUGUUUAAUAAUACAGAGGACUUCUGAACUGAAUCGAUGUUGGUUGAGUUAGUUGAGACAUUUGGUGCUCUGUAUAUCGCUUCCUGAAAGCCAGCUAUUGGAACUGCAUGUCAGUACUGCAUUUUCGAUGAGGAUAACACGCCUGAUCGCAGGUUAAGGAUGAGGUUACAUGACGAGUUCACAGCCCGGCCCAACAAAAUUCUAGAAAAAUGGCAUGUGCUAAGAGGCGAUACAUUACAGGAAAAAUGGAAAUACAAAAAUAUUAAAAUAUGAAAUCAAUUUACGGGAAUUUUUUUGGAAAUUUUAAGACAAUUGGGGAGGGGGGUUGGUGGGGUGCGGUAAACCUAGAGGACGUUUACUACAUUAGCACAGACUGACCAACCUAUUGAUCAGAGCCUAUUGAUAUUCAAAAAGUCAUUUCUGUUGUUUUUUGCGUAAGCGCUAGUUCGUCAGCGAUCCGCCUCUCAACAAGUGCCCUGAACAGAAGCAGUCAUCCCCUGACGUCUUGCCUUUUUGUGUUUUUUCUAGGGGGCGAAUAAUUCUGUUUAGGGCACUUGCUGAGGGGCUGAUCGAUGACGAAUAGCGCUUGCGCAAAAAACAAUAGAGAUGACUUUCUGAAUAUAGGUUAAUAGUCAAAGUCCUCUGGGUUGCCCACGAUUGUCUUAAAAUUAAAAAAAAUUUCCAUGAAUUUCUUACUUUAAUUUUUUGCAUUUUUCAUUUUUCCAGUAAUUUAUAUUUUCGGUGGUUUCGGCCGUUUCGUUUCGGUGGUUCCGUUUCGACGUUUUGCUUUGUAGUACUCCAUGCCUAGAAAAAUACGUUCUGUCAGCAAAGUUGUUGAAAAAACAAUUGUUAAAAACGGCUUUAUUUGUGUUUGUUCAAUUUCUAAAUGCAACCGCAGUCUGCACAAGAGAAGUUGAUAGACAUGCAUUGAAGGAAGUGAAAUAUUUUUCAGACUUUUAAUGUCUUUAUCAUUUUAACCCGGACUGCGAUUUCACUCCGGUUCGGGAAUCAAGACUUCGAGUUGAUCUUAUUUUAACUCUGCUCGAGUUGCAACUCUCGAUGUCAUCGCAAAACAAAUUCAGCUCGGUUAACCGGUUUGAAAUUCAACUCUGGCCAAAAACUCUUCAUGUAGUCAGCUCCUAACACUGUUUCAUUUCAUUCACAGUUGCUUCGACACAGACAUGCGCUGACAAAUGGAAAGACUGGGGCAAUUCGUGGUAUUUAUUUGUCGCACCAACUGGCACAAACUGUAAUCAUGAGGCAUCGAAUUGGACUGCGGCUCAAAUAUAUUGCAAAGAGAGAGGGGCAGAUUUGGUUUCUCUUACGACUAAUGAUGAAGUUAAUUUCGUAUACACUCAUACAAGGACUGUAAGUCACAGAUUUUGGGUCGGAUUGAGUGAAGACAGUACCACUAGUGCACACUGGGCUUGGAGCAAUGGAGAUAAGCUUAGUAUCACGAAAUGGAACACGGGGGAACCAAAUUACCUUGAUGUAGAACAUUGUGCUGAAAUUUUAGAGUCGAAAAAAGUCUGGAAUAACAACGACUGUGUCAAGAAGAUAGCUUGGAUAUGUGAAAAACCAAAAAGUGCUAAAAAUAUUUCAGUCACAGGUAUAUAUAUAUAUAUAUAUAUAUAUAUAUAUAUAUAUAUAUAUAUAUAUAUAUAUAUAUAUAUAUAUAUAUAUAUAUAUAUAUAUAUAUAUAUAUAUAUAUAUAUAUAUAUAUAUAUAUAUAUAUAUAUAUAUAUAUAUUGUUUAUAAGUUGCUUCGUGCAAAAAGCAUGAAUUAUGUUACCUUCUCACAAGUAACAUACAUGCAGCAGUACAUUAAUUGGGAUUUAGAGUCAACUCUUAAAAUCAAGGCCGGAUUUUGGUGGAAAUAGUGGGGGAGGUGGAAAAAAUUUAGCGAAGGUGCAGCGUACAUAUACGUAUUAAUGAUUUAUGACUGUUUCAAACACUCAUUAAUAAUUCAUUAGCUAAUUGGCAAAUCAUGUUGUUACGGUUGCUAAAGCGUCCCAAUUCAAGAGUAUGCGCUUCAGAAACUACUGCAAGUUUUCUUGCACUUCCGGUUCCGUGAUAUCCCAGGGCCUGUGAAGGUCGUGUACAGCCGAGAGGCCCUGGGAACAAGGAUGAGUGUGAUAUGCAGGACCAUCUAGGGGUGGCAAAAGGGGUGGUCUGGGCCCCAGGAAAGGGGGGAGGGGGGGGGGCAAAUAAGGCAAACCAAAGGAAAUGAUCUCACUAAUUGACCUAAAAGUUCAAGAAUAUUGAAAUAUCAAUUUCAGUAAAGGAGCAAAAAUCACUAGUGCCCCAAAAUUUUAAUUCGCCCCAUAUCCGCAAGAAAUCCCGAAAAAUCAAAGGAUUUGCAAAAUUCCAAAACUUCUCCAGGUACAGUACACUUUUUUCGAGUGAUGCACCGGUGACUCAUGCCUUGUGCACGCCAGUAAACGCAUCCUAAAUACUUCAUACAAAUAUUUUAUAAAGCGCCUGGAGACGAAGUGUGCGUGCAUGUGCACACCCUGUGUCCUGAAUCAAUGCAAAUAUGACUCUGGGUGUCACACCCAGAGUCAUAUUUGCAUUGAUUCAGGACAAAUUUUCCAUUCAUAUUUAUAGUCGUUCCUGUUACUAUUCCGACUACUGAAGAGGACACGAAGCCAACAAAAGGUAUGAGUUGCUCGAAUUAACAUGUGUUUCAUUUGGUUUUGUUACCAAUUUUCAAAUAAAUUAUUGUUACAAAAUUUAAAUAUCUAAGUCAUUUUUAUUCACUGCGUAUCACUGUAUCCCUCAAAUAAUAAACAGUAUCAAAAUUUGCCGCGUAUUCUAUAAUCGUUCUUAUUUCUGCGGGGUAUGGAUUAUUUAUAGUUUAUAAUUUUUGUUAUGUAAAGUACCUUGUGGUCUUGCAGAAGUCUGAUGGUUGGAAACGAGUGAAAACCGUUCAUCGGUGGUCCUUCUACUUAUCUCAAAAAUUUGGCGGUUGUUAGUAGUGGAAUGCAUGAGUUGGGAUUGAAAAACAAUGGGAGGAGCAGGCAACCAAACAAUUUUACUUCCUUUCAUUUUAGGCACUCAAACUGAUUCGUCAUUGUGCCCUAACGGCUGGCGUCACCUGGUCUCAUCAUGUUACUACUUCAAUCGAACAAAAACAACGAUGUCCAGAGCAAAUUCUUCUUGUCAAAAUCAAGGUGGAGAUCUAGUACUUCCACGCAACAUUGCAGAACAUGAUGCUAUCUGGAAAGUUGCGGAAGAAAAUAAACUUUUUCAGUCUUGGAUCGGCCUGCAUGAAGAGCAACAGACAAAUACAUUUUAUACCAGUGAUGGGAAACUACCAUCUUAUACAAACUGGGGAUUGAGUCAACCAGAUCGGUAUACAGCCUAUGGGGAUGAAAAGUGUGUGAUAUUUUGGCAGAUACGGCCGAAAGGCGAAUGGCAUGAUGUUUCAUGCACAAAACAUUAUUCUUAUAUUUGCCAGAAACCAUGUAAGUCUACAAUUUUAUUUACAGGUGUGUGUACCACAGAAUACCACACAAAUUUACAUGUUCCGUAUCUUUUGUCAAAUGCAUAUAACACAUAGCCUGUUAAAUAUUUUUUAGUACAGUUUUUCAUUAUUUUUUUCUUCCUGUGAGGUCUUGGGGUUAGAUUUGGCAGAUUCUAUUAUUUUUUAAAUCGGACAUUCUAUGGAUAGAAUCCUAAUGUACCACAGAAUACCAGUGCGGCAAUAAGUAAGGAACGGUUUAUCAAAUUGUACCGAUGAUUUGGUGUGUCAUGUUGUGUGAUAACAUGAUCACUGUACAGAUAUUGCUAACUUAAUUUAGUGGAAGGAAAUUCUAAAAUCACUAUACAGAAUACUGGUGGUAUAUGUACCACAGUAUAUUAGGUUUACCAAUAAUUUUGAAAAAUUGAGUUUUUUAUAGUAAAUUUGAUCACUCAGUGAGAUUCCUGAAUAGUAAAAAUGUCAGUGUAUCGCUUAGAAAAGCUGUUGAUGCAUGAAUACAAACCAUGUUGGUUUUCAAACUUAUUUUCAAACUUUCUGAUUUUACUGGCAUUAGGCAGAAAAAAAGCACCAAAAAUAGAGAAUUUUAUUUGUUGUUUUCCGAUUAUUUUUAAGAAUUUUAUGAAAAUAUCCAUUUUUCGUUUUUAUAUGACCAUUGAAACUUAAACUAAUAUAUAUUCACAAAAAUAAAGUAUAUAUAGUAUGUUUCCUUCAAAUUUUAUAAGAGAAAUAAAAAACUGGUGUUCUGUGGUACUGUGAUAUUCUGUGGUACAUACAUCUGUACUUAUGUUAUUCACAGUUAAUAAUUCAUGAAGACAUAAUUUUAAAUCAAAUUAUGAAUGUUUAAUCAAUAUCUGUAAUGUACGAAAAAAUUGAGUUUUUUGGGUAUUUUGUUCUCUUGACACUGUGAUCUUUUGUUUUCUUGAUACUAACGAAAAAAGAACGAGUUGGGUUCCGGGUUUUACAAACGCCCGAGGGUAAAGACCCUGGCUACGAGGUUGCACGUUAGUGGCUGUUAUCCGCAGUAUUCUGUGGUGGUGGUGGUGUUGAAUUGACGACUCGCCACGCGCGAACUCUCAUAUUUGAUAUUUUUUGUUUUGCUUAGCUUGUACCUUGUCAUCUUGUCAGAACGGUGAGAUUUGUUUGAAUGGUAAAUGCAGGUAAGCGGUAAAGCGGUUUACGGUACUUUCUAAUAAUAUUAAAACAAACAUAAGAAUAAAUCUACAAACUCGAAGACAUGACGUAUAUGCGCUCACUAUCAAGAUAUAUUUGAUGGUAUACAUUAUUAUCUUAUUGUCUAUUGAGCUUUUAAUAAUUUCCACCUGAUCACCAAUUAAUUGCAUUUGUAUAGAACUUGAUUACUCUCGCAGCAUGCUAGCUUCUGCAGUUUUACACAAACCUCAGCGAGCUCUGAUGAUGUUAUAACAUUUUUAACAGCUGCCAAAGUGGCUUCACUGGGAGCCGAUGUGAUGUGGACAUUGACGAAUGUAAAGAAUCUCCUGGAAUAUGUCAGAACGGGGCAAAUUGCACUAAUACUAAUGGCUCGUACACAUGUACUUGCACAGCUGCAUACACGGGACGAAACUGCUCAAUAAAUAUCGAUGAUUGUAAGACGGAUGAUGGUUCAUCAAAAUGUCUGAAUAAUGGUGCAUGCAUUGAUGGGGAGGCUAAAUUCUCCUGUAAAUGUCAAGACCCAUAUUUUGGUAUGAUGAAUAUUUUAUUUAUUUCUAUUUUGUACAGUACAAGUUACGAAACAAUAUACAUAUAUAAAGACAUGGCAGGGCUGUCAUCACAACAGCACAAUUAGAUAACGUCUGCAGGAGCGAUCGAUGGGCCCUGAUGAACUAGAAAAAUACUUAUAAACUGAGAUGUUUUGAAAACAUUAGCAUUCCCUAUGGCUAUGAAAGGAAACCAGGCCCAUUAGCUCUCUUCACAUGAAUGUCUUCAAUCCAGAGUGAGAAUAUUGAAACCCCCAAUCUCUGAGACUUAGGUGAAAACCAGCUACCUUCAUAACAUUGUGGUUUAAUAUGGUCCUGGUGAGCACGAAAGAUGCGCGGAUUGUCUAGUUGACCCAGUGAGUUGACUGCUCAACACCCGGCCAACACGUUACUUGCUUCCUUUCCCAAGUAAAAUUGUUUGGCAAUAAGGUAGAAAAAUUGUAUCAUUUGAUCCAUUACAGGAUCCCGCUGCCAGUUUGUAGAUGAGUGUAAAGAAAAGAAAAAUCUAUGCGGCAAAGGUACUUGUGGUAAAUUUCAAAAUGGUUCUGCAUACUGCAUUUGUAAUGGUACAGGAUACAAUGGCAUCUUUUGUGAAAAUAAUAUUAAUGAGUGCUUGUUACCUAGUCCACAAUGCGAUGACACAAUCGCCACGUGUAUUGAUACUCUAGGCUCAUACGAAUGUACCUGCAAGGCUGGCUAUACAGGUUAGUAAUGGUGAUUUGAUAUAAUUUAAAUAUUAAUUAAUAUAGUACUAUAAUUAUAAUAUUAUAAUAAGUUCUUGGAAAUGAAAAAGUAGUUUAAGCCAUCAGAUGACAAUCACAGAUAGGCCUAUAAAAAAAUUGUUUUUUAAGCCUUUUUUGCUUCCUUUUUGCCCACUGCCCAAUUCUAAAUUAUCAAAUUGUGUUUCAUUUUGUAUUUUAUAGGUAAAAAUUGUGAAGCGACUUGUGGUGGGGAUGAAGAUCUUAUCCUAUUGGUGCAG
Messenger RNA from Paramuricea clavata, 6922 nucleotides. Lineage: Eukaryota; Metazoa; Cnidaria; Anthozoa; Malacalcyonacea; Plexauridae. The record is from the annotation of a GenBank genome assembly.